CGAGAGCACAAGUUUGAUAACCUCUUGGCCGUUUUGUUCUUGUCAUUCUCUCGCGUACUCGAACUAAGUCAGUUGCGUUGAAGCCCUUGCCGAAAGAUGAACUUGGCUGUAAUUACUGGACUUUUGCUGGCUGUUUUGACGGUGCAAUUCGUUCAAGGAGAUGAAAGAAUACACUUUCCGCAAGAUGAGCCGGAAAGGACUUUUGAUCAGCCCAGACCCACCGUAAAUCCCGUUCGAAGAGUUUCAAACUGUGAAACGCCAACUACGAAAAAGAAAGUUCUCGUGUUCGACUCCGAAAUGGAUUCCUGGAGUGAUUCAGAUCUAAUAAGUCCAACGAAUAAUGGGGCACCUUGUACUGAUCACGGGACCAGUAUCAGCACGGCCAACGAGGGCCUUAAGCCUGCAGUUCAGGAAGCUCGACCACCGCGAUGCGAUCCUCCAAAACAGAUUCUGGUGUACGAUUCGGAUACCGAUUCCUGGGAGGAAGCCUUGUUGAAGAAUUGCUAGUUUCUUUGGCUAGUAGUUGAAGUGACUUGUGAAGAACUAAGUACUAAGUUUUACAGAAAAAAAAACUGAUGGCAGGUUCAAAGUGUCAGUUAUGUUAUGAACUUCCGAAGGCAAUCACGUUUGUAAAUUGAUAGUGUAUAAUAAACAGCGCAAUCCUCAUAGUUGGGAAUUCCCAAAUAAAAUCUGUGAGACUGACGAUCAUCGAGGUUAUUCUUAUUGAAUUAUAAAUUACUCAAUUAUAAAGAUUGUGACGAAAGAAGUGUUUGCCUUCCCCAGUUCAGUAAGGCUGUAGGUAAUCCUGCUCUAAAAAUCAAUAUUAAGUGAUUUAACCAUUUUAACCGACUUUGAAGCAAGGGUCCUGAUUUUCGUUUCAAAGAUCAGAAAUCACUCACUCAUCGCCGAACGAAUCUUUGCCGACAGGAGCGCACAACCGUUCGCGAGCGAACACUACUCUCAGGCUGCCAGCGACUUGCUUAAUCGCUUCACCCAGCGAUACAAAUACUUCGUGAAUUUCUGUGCCUACUCCAUCCGUCGACCCGAGUCACACACGAAUACGUUCAGAGAGGAGAUAAUCUAACAACAUACCAGCUCGGUGCUCUUUUGGCCUGCACUACCACAGUUUGCCGUUAAUUUAUAUUUGAUAUCGUGGAAAUUGCUGUCAAAUGUGU
Molecule: messenger RNA, 1175 nt
Organism: Culex pipiens pallens (northern house mosquito)
Lineage: Eukaryota; Metazoa; Arthropoda; Insecta; Diptera; Culicidae
Exons: 2
Coding region: 97-507 (136 amino acids)
Source: RefSeq, a predicted model, not a curated record